CGCGGCGCGCAUGCGCUGUUCUGGGCCACUGCUGCCUUCCGGCCGGAAGGAGCGGUGCUGGAGGGGGAAGGUUGAUUCAUCGUAGUGCUGUCAUGGCGGCCGGGGGCUGGGUCCGCGCCACCGCCGGGUCCGCACUCUUCCUGCUCCUCCUCUGCGCCGCCGCGGGCCCCGCGCAGUGCUGGAACCAGCCGGGGAGGGUUCUGCUGAGGGAGGUCCAGGCGCUCACCCUCCACAGAGGUCAGUACACGGCGUCCCGGCGGACAGCUGCUGUCCCGCAGUUGCAGUGCACGGGAGGCACUGCUGGAUGCUCUCCCGUCCCCGAGGUUGUCCAGUGUUACAACAAAGGCUGGGAUGGCUAUGAUGUACAGUGGCAUUGUAAAGCAGACUUGGAAAACAGCUAUCGUUUCGGACAAAUAGAAGUGAGCUGUGAAGGCUAUGAUUAUCCAGAUGAUCCUUACAUCUUAAGAGGAUCCUGUAGUUUGCUGUUCAGGCUAGAGCUGACUGAGGAAGGUGAAAGGAAGGCAAAGAACUCUGGAAGCUUUGGCUCUGGCUAUUAUCAGUCAAGGAAGGAUUCUUCUGAUUCUGGUCCCGGAGUGAUUGUUGUAAUUGUUCUUCUGAUUCUUGCUUAUGGAGUUUACAAGCUCUUCCUCAGUAACCAGCAGCCUCAACAGAGUUUUGGUGAUGGAUUCUCUAGGCCGUCCUGGCAGAGUCAGCAGGCGGCUCCUCCUCCUCCUGGUUUUAAAUCCAGCUUCACAGAACCUGACAGCUUUGGGACUCAUUCCAGUCAUGGAACCAAUUCAGGACCAGGCUUUUGGACUGGAUUAGGAGCAGGAGGCUUGCUAGGCUACUUGGCUGGCAGUCACAGAGCGCAGUCACGUUCCCCAUAUUUCAGUACAUGGACAGAUCAUACGGCUGUACCUCCGAUGUAUGGACAGUCAAGCAAUUCCACACAAGCUAGCAGUUCAGGAACAAGAACUGCUUCUGGCUUUGGUGGCACAAAACGAAGAUGAAAUCCUUGGCGUUAUUGCAUCUCAGCAGUUGAACCAAACCUUCUUCAUGUGUGCUAGCACCUUUUUUAUUAGCAGUAGGCUUUGGGAGUGAAUGAGGAGAGAAGGACUGGGCAAAUAGUUCUUUUUCCCUGUGGAAAUGUGGACUCUCGUUCUUGUUCAGGGUAUUGCAGGUACUGAAACAUCCACUAUUUCACAGAAACAGCUUCUCAUAAGAUAAAAAAUCAUAAGAUACAAAAUAAACUCUUUCAAGUUAAAAGAAUGUUACAGUUGCCUGUACUUGACUGAUGAUGUCAUUGGUAGCCUUAGCAGAUUUUCAAAGGUUGCUCAUACUCUGGGGUAAACUUCAUUUAAUCCAGAAUUUCUGUGUAUUUGGGUUGAUUUUUGUUUUGUUUUGUUUUUCUUUGUGAUCCAGCAUCUGGAAGGCCUAGUAUCCACCUGAUAUCUAAGGGGUACCACCUCUUUUUGCUCGCCUUUGUAAAAUUAGUUGAACAUUACUGUAAAUGCAAUCAGCUGAUCAGAUAGGUGUUGGGGUUUUACUUUAGUGGAGAGGAGGGCAAAGCUGUAGAAACUAACAGUAAUGUUUUUCUCUGUGCUGUGUGACACCUGGAGACAAAAAAUUUGCAGAUUUGAAGAUGUCCUUGUUCUAGGCUUUAUCCAAGUGGCCAUACAAACUUGGGGGUUUUAGUCAUUCUUUUUGUAAUUAUUAAACAAUCUGAAUUGAAACAAGAUAAUGCUUGUGUAAUCUAGACCCUUUUCUAGAAGAGAGAGGUCCCCUAAGUUAAGGUGGUUGUAGGCACUUUAUCCGCAUUAAGAUCCUAGACAUGUUUUUACUGUGAAUGUUAGCAAUGCUGUGAAAAAUUCAGAUGUGAACUGGCUUAUAUCUCAGCUCCUGUUCUUCCUGCAAGACCCACCUGUUCAGGACAGAGUAAACCAAAGGUGCUUAUUACAAAUGGAAAGGGAGAAUUCUUAUUGCAAAGCUGGUAGUAUCUCUAGAACAUAGCAGACUGUAAGACUAAGCAAAGAAAGGAGCCCAAUGUCUAAUGGGACACAAACUUUUGAGAAUGCCAUUUUUUUUUUUUAAGUGCUGUCAAAGAGUGAAAGGGACGCUUUCAGUAAGAGAGGCCUUGCUUUGUUCUGUAGUGAUAUUUUUGGACUCUGAGAAGUAUCAUAGUCCUUGUGUAAUUGGCUGUGUCCUGGGAGAGGAAUAAGAAUUGUUGAAAAAACAAAGUGACAUUUCUCAUGAUUUUGUAGGGAAAAUGUGAAUAAUGAGCUGCUUGACUAGGCAUUCUCCAGAAGCCAUACCUUUAUGCUAAUGCAGCUUAGAAGCAUCUGUGUGUACAGCUUUCCUGUGCUGGCUGCAGUCAGAAGGAAGGCAUAGCUUUCACCCUUGUGAAAAUGCUAUGUAGGGAGCUAAACUGUUCCAGCAAAAGCGAAGCACUCUUGCUGGUAUAAGCUGCAUCUCCACAAGGAAGUUUAGCAGGUAUGGUUAGUCUAGGAAGAUGACUUCAGUGUUACUCAUCCAAAAAGUAACUGUGUCUGUUCAUGAGCACAAAAAUAGUUGGCUAGAAUGUUUAUGCCUGAGUUCAGUAUCUGGCUUAGGCAGCAAGAAAUGUAUAGAAAUCUUUAAGAAGUCAACAAAAGCUACUAAAGAGUAUAGAGCUUGUGCUGAAAAAGUGAAAUCUUGAUGCAGUUGAUAAAUCACUAUUUUUAAUCAUGAAGUUAUCAUUUGAGAGGUGCGUGUGUUUAAUGUUGGAGGCCGGCUGCUCAGAGCAGCUUGAGGAUCAUGUGGUUGGAGGAAAAUACGGGCAAUCCAGUGUGACUAACAGCUUGCUCCAACAACCCAGAAAGUCAGGAAAAAGUGAAGACCUUACCUUUGGCCAAUUAGAAUGUCUUACUUGCUAUGGGGAGAAGUAUACGGUAAAUCUUUUAUCUUUUUGGCCAAGUAUAGCAAAGUAACCUAUUUUAAAUGUGCAGUUUUUACUUACUUGUAAGUGUAUUCAGGCUGAAACUUGUAACAGUACUCUAUGCACCAACUAAUUACUUAACAAUGACACUGGAUUUUUACUGUUUGUUUGAGUAGAGUUUGAUGCUGGAGCUGGAUCUGAAAUUAUGAUGUGCUAUAACAUGUUUUAGAUGUUUUCAUUUGUAUUUAUAUUUCCUGUAUUGAAUCUGUUAUGAGGCAUAAACCUGAUGACUUACUGUAGCCUCUGUACUCUGCUGAAUCUGUUUAAAGGAUGUUUUUGUCCUUCCCUUUGAUAAAGUAAUAAAAAAGUCAGCAUGGGGUA
Molecule: messenger RNA, 3295 nt
Organism: Dromaius novaehollandiae (emu)
Lineage: Eukaryota; Metazoa; Chordata; Aves; Casuariiformes; Dromaiidae
Gene: SARAF
Product: store-operated calcium entry associated regulatory factor
Exons: 6
Coding region: 93-1010 (305 amino acids)
Biological process (GO): regulation of store-operated calcium entry
Cellular component (GO): endoplasmic reticulum membrane
Source: RefSeq, a predicted model, not a curated record